UAUCAACAUUCAACAAAUUCAUCUAGGCAAAUGGGAUCCUUGGAAGGAAUCAUUUCAUUAGGACCAUGGGGAGGUUCAGGUGGCGACCCCUGGAGUUUCAAGGCAAGCCUUGGGAUAACUGAGAUAAUCAUCCAUGAACAAGUUAAUAUUAAGUCCAUUUCUUUCAAAGGUGCCAGUGGUCAUAUUUCUGGGACAUUUGGUGGCAGGAACCCCAAUGCUAGGGGUGAAGAGAAAAAGAUUGAAAUCCGUUGGCCUUCAGAGUAUUUGAAAUCUAUAAGCGGAACUUAUGGAGAUUACAAUGGACUGUUAGUAAUCAGGUCCCUAUCGUUUACUACAAAUCUCACCACUUAUGGACCUUUUGGAACAACUACUGGUGGUCAGCAGUUCUCUAUCCCGAUACCAGAGAGUGUCCUUGUUGGGUUCCAUGGGAGAUCGGGUUACUACCUUGAUGCACUUGGUAUUUUGGUGCAACCGGUACCUUCACAUGGAAGCAUUUCAUUUGGGCCAUGGGGUGGUCCUGGUGGUGAUCCUUUUAGUUUUAGGGUGGGAAGUUGGAUAAAAGAGAUAAUUGUUCAUGAACGAAACAAUAUCAAGUCCAUCGCCUUUAAAGACGCCAAUGGCCACGAGUAUGGAAAAUUUGGUGGCAAUAAUCCAAAUGACACUGGUGACAAAAAAACAAUUGAGAUUGAUGGGCCUUUAGAGCAUCUGACAUCCAUAACUGGGACAUAUGGAAAUUAUGCUGGAAUGACAGUGAUCACAUCACUAUCAUUCGUAACGAAUCUUACCACACAUGGACCUUUUGGGACUGCUACCGGCACUUCUUUCUCCAUGCCAAUGGAAGGUUCUCUCGUGAAUGGAUUCCAUGGAAGAGGAGGCCAUUACCUUGAUGCAAUUGGCAUCCAUGUCAGACCGAGGGACACAGAAGGAACUAUUUCAAUUGGUCCAUGGGGAGGCCAAGGUGGGGAUCCGUGGAUUUAUACAACAAAUAGACAUAUAAACCAGAUAAUCAUCCACGUAGGGUCAAACAUCAAGUCCAUAUCUUUCCGAGACACAACUGACCUUGCUUCAGCAACAUUUGGUGGCAAGAACCCCAAUGACCUUGGUGAAAGGGAAAUUGUUCCUAUUAACUGGCCUUCUGAGCACCUAAUAUCCAUAAGUGGGACGUAUGGCCCUUUCGCCGGUUUAUUAACGAUCACAUCACUGUCAUUUAUUACAAAUCGGGCUACAUACGGACCUUUUGGAACCACUUCUGGCACUUCUUUCUCGAUCCCUAUGAACAAUAGUACGGUAGUUGGAUUCCAUGGAAGGGCUGGCCACUACCUGGAUGCCAUUGGAAUCUUUGUGAAACCAGAAACGAAAAUCUCACAAGGCUCAUGAUUUUGUGCUUAAAUGCUCUAUGCAUUUUCUGCCAUAAUGUGUGGAUGUGGGAGUGUUUAGUUGUCCCGUAGUGUCGUUUACAAGAGUUUUUAUAGCUCUUGCUUUGUUCGAUUUCAUGAUGGUUGUAUUAUGUAUCCAUGUCGCGUCUUAGUGGAAUAACUGUACUGUGUCAUUUACAAGAGUUUUUAUAGCUCUUGCUUUGUUCGAUUUCAUGAUGGUUGUAUUAUAUAUCCAUGUCGCGUCUUAGUGGAAUAACUGUACUACUUAGUGGAAUAAAAAAACUCCCAUAAGCUAAUUUAUGGCACUGCUAGCUUAAUAUUACUUAUGUAGACUCAAUUGAUGCCUGUAAGAUUUGGCUUCUCGGUAUUGGAGUAAUCUCUUGGGUUGAGGGUUGCAAGUUUGAACCCUAGCUAGAGCCAAAUGAAGCUAAAAAAACUGA
This is a messenger RNA of Rubroshorea leprosula, 1816 nucleotides long. Lineage: Eukaryota; Viridiplantae; Streptophyta; Magnoliopsida; Malvales; Dipterocarpaceae. The record is from the annotation of a GenBank genome assembly.